This is a messenger RNA of Postia placenta MAD-698-R-SB12, 476 nucleotides long. RefSeq lists its product as hypothetical. The transcript is spliced from 2 exons. The record is from RefSeq and is a predicted model, not a curated record. Bases 1 to 291 code for a protein of 96 amino acids. NCBI's taxonomy places the organism in Eukaryota, Fungi, Basidiomycota, Agaricomycetes, Polyporales, Adustoporiaceae.
AUGUCCUCGGUCCAUGCUCAGAAUCACGACGAGAACGUAUACCUUUCGGUAACUGUGUCGCCGUCGUCGCGCUUCUUCGAAAACCCAGAAUCGCUCGCGGUGAACCCCGCUCUCACUCAUCUCGGCAGUGUGGGGGCUCUGCGGGAUGUGCAGCUCCUGAGCGCUCCCCGUGGAAGCUGGCCGCGACUUCAAGGGGAGAUCCUUGCUUCUCUCAACAGCUUAGAGGGGGUGAAACAUGUCGAGAUUCAAGGUACCCCGCGCCAGAGAGUGAAACGAGGCGACGACUUGUGAUUGUAAUGACUUGGAGAGACGGAAUGAAGAUAAUACUACAUGUACAAUACAACCAUCAAGUGACGGUGAUUCAUGUUACAUUGCAUGUUGGGUGUGCGAGCCCGCCUACCCAUUAGACAUACGGCCAUUCGAUGUUCUCGCAGUAGACAAUAUUGUAAAUCCCUGCAAUACAAUCGCUAGUCAUA